UCUGCACACUGCAGGCAGGACUUCUGCUGUGCUUUGGCUCUCGCGGUAAGACGUAAGACUAACGUGAAGAAGGCCCUAGCUGCGGGAUCCCACGAAAGUGUGCUUCAUGGCGGUAACACUGGAGACUGCGAUAACUGAGAAGAACUUGUGAGCUGUCUGUUACAAGUCACAUCGCCGUUAUUUUGCCUCUGGUCGCCCCUGCAAAUAGCGGCCUCGCAGAGAGGCAACACGCUAAUGAUGGAGAAUGGACAGAGCACUGGCUCCAAGCUUGGGCUGCCGCCCCUCACACCAGAACAACAGGAAGCACUGCAGAGGGCAAAGAAAUAUGCCAUGGAGCAGAGCAUUAAGAGUGUGUUGGUGAAGCAGACCAUAGCACAUCAGCAGCAGCAGCUGACCAACCUGCAGAUGGCAGCAGUGACAAUGGGCUUUGGAGAUCCUCUCUCACCUUUGCAAUCGGUGGCGGCGCAGCGUCAGCGGGCCCUGGCCAUCAUGUGCCGCGUCUACGUGGGCUCCAUCUACUACGAGCUGGGCGAGGACACCAUCCGGCAAGCUUUUGCACCCUUCGGCCCCAUCAAAAGCAUUGACAUGUCCUGGGACUCGGUCACCAUGAAACACAAGGGCUUUGCCUUUGUGGAGUAUGAGAUCCCCGAGGCGGCUCAGCUCGCUCUGGAGCAGAUGAACUCGGUCAUGCUGGGGGGGCGCAACAUCAAGGUGGGGCGGCCAAGUAACAUCGGCCAGGCGCAGCCCAUCAUUGACCAGCUGGCAGAGGAGGCGCGCGCCUAUAAUCGCAUCUACGUGGCGUCUGUGCAUCCGGACCUGUCGGACGACGACAUCAAGAGUGUCUUUGAAGCCUUUGGCAAAAUCAAGAGCUGCACGUUGGCGCGGGACCCCAAUACUGGCCGCCAUAAGAGCUACGGCUUCAUCGAGUAUGAGAAACCACAGUCGGCCCUGGAUGCCGUGUCCUCCAUGAAUCUGUUUGACUUGGGUGGGCAAUAUCUCCGAGUAGGCAAGGCUGUUACCCCACCUAUGCCCCUGCUGACGCCGACCACCCCAGGAGGCCUGCCCCCUGCUGCAGCUGUGGCAGCCGCAGCCGCAACUGCGAAGAUCACGGCUCAGGAGGCCGUGGCAGGUGCAUCCGUACUAGGUUCUCUGACCAACCCAGCCCAGAUCCUCAGUCAACAGAUGGGACUCCCACAGGCUGUCCUAGCAGCCCAGGCCCCAGGCCUCAUCACAGGAGUGACCCCCGCUCGGCCAACUCUGCCUGUAGUGCCCCAGGUGGGGCUGGUAAAUCCAGUCCUGGCGACUCCCCCUGUUACAUCAGCACUCGCUGCUGUCGCCACAGCAACAGCGGCCAGUCUGCCUGCGGAGGCGAAGAAGGACUCAGACGAGUCACGCAGUGGGGAUCAGGAUGAACAACCGCAGCAAGAUGGAGACGGGAGACAGGAGACGUUGAGUGACCAGGAGCACCUAAGCAUCUCGGGAAGCAGUGCACGACAUAUGGUCAUGCAAAAGCUGCUUCGUAAGCAAGAGUCGAGCGUUAUGGUCCUACGGAACAUGGUGGGCCCAGAGGACAUCGACGAUGACCUGGAGGGAGAGGUAACGGAAGAGUGUGGCAAGUUUGGCGCCGUUAACCGGGUCAUCAUCUACCAGGAGCGUCAGGGUGAGGAAGAUGACGCGGAGAUCAUCGUCAAGAUCUUUGUGGAGUUCUCGGAGGCGGCCGAAAUGAACAAGGCCAUUCAAGCCCUUAACAACCGUUGGUUUGCGGGUCGCAAGGUGGUUGCCGAGGUGUACGACCAGGAGCGAUUCAACAACAGUGACCUGUCCGCAUAAACUGUCUAACAAAAAAGCGAAAAUGAAAAUCGAUGGCCGAUGCCGACAACUUCCCAUACCCAUCCUGUCCUGAUGGCCGUUGCUCAAACUCGCCCAGCCGAAGUCUCUGCUGCUAGAGAUUUGAGCCUCUUUUAAACGUGUAAUUAUUUUUUUAUUGAUGUUAAUAUUAUUGAUGAUCCCUUUCACUGGGAUUGGCAAAGAAAAGAACACGUGCGCCUCAUGGAUUUUUUUUUUUCUUGUACUGGUCACGUACUGUGAAGGUUUUUUUUUUUUUUUUUUUUUUUUUUAUUAUGUUGCAGUUUUGUUUUCUAAUUGAGAAAGAAGUUAAAGUUUGCUCCUCCCCCUUCAUGUCUUUCUGUUUCUUUCUUUUUUUUUUUACGAAUGCCAGCAUUUUGUCCACUAGCAUUGUGUUAGAACUCAGAACGUUGUGUACUGAGUACUUAGAAAUAUUGGUUCCAGGUUUCCCAGAACAAUAAAUUCUCAAAUAUGUAAA
Molecule: messenger RNA, 2323 nt
Organism: Alosa alosa (allis shad)
Lineage: Eukaryota; Metazoa; Chordata; Actinopteri; Clupeiformes; Clupeidae
Product: poly(U)-binding-splicing factor PUF60-B-like
Exons: 12
Coding region: 235-1830 (531 amino acids)
Biological process (GO): regulation of alternative mRNA splicing, via spliceosome; alternative mRNA splicing, via spliceosome; mRNA splice site recognition
Cellular component (GO): precatalytic spliceosome; catalytic step 2 spliceosome
Molecular function (GO): RNA binding
Source: RefSeq, a predicted model, not a curated record